AUGUCAGCUCCAAAAAUGCACAUGAUGUGGGCAGUGAGGGCGAAACCUUGUGGGGGCGACCCCUCCUCCCUUCCAACCCUCCACCCCACCCCACCCCAACCAGGCAUGAACACGGGCAUUCAGGACGCGCACAACCUCGCAUGGAAGCUCGCAGCUCUGCUCCAAGGCACCGCCUCCCCCGCCCUGCUCGCCUCCUACGAGGCAGAGAGGCGCCCAGUGGCCGUGGAAAAUACCCAUUUGAGUGUCAGCAACUUCGAGUCUGCUCUGGCUGUCCCCAGAGCCCUGAGUCUGGAACCCAACGCUGCCAGGUGCGUCCACACCCACUGUAGGCGGAGAGGGGGGGAGGCAGAGAGGCGCCCAGUGGCUGUGGGCAACACUCACCUGAGCGUCAGCAGCUUGGAGUCCGCUCUGGCUGUCCCUCGUGUGCGUGAGUGCCGACUGACUCCUCUCUCUCUCUCUUUAGUGGAGCCAGUGGGUCAAGAGCUCUGCUCUGCUCCACCCUCUCCCCUCCCCCCCUGCCCUGCUCGCCUCGCACGAGGCGGAGAGACGCCCAGUGGCCAUGGGUGCCAGUGGCCAGCCCUGGGUCUGGAUGGAGCCCUGGGUCUGGAUGGAGCCCUGGGUCUGGAUGGAGCCCUGCCAGCUGCCCUUACCUCUUCAACAGCCAAUCAGUUCCUGCCACGUCAGCUCCAGGCGACCCUCAUAGAGGCUGGGCUAUCAGCAGGGCGACAGCUGCUGCUCUCUGAUUGGCUGCUGAACCCAGCCAAUCCUGUGGGAAGAGAGCGGCUGGCAGCGGUGCAGAGGAGUUUGGAGGAGGGGAAGAGCCUGCAGCUGCUUUUCCCACAGCACGACUUGGGUUUUAGGUACAAGAAGGGCGCCCUGUCCCUGUCCCCUUCAGACGUCCCUCAAGCAGCAGCAUACGAUUCCCAAGCUCGAAGAGCCAGCUCCACCUCCUUCACUCCCUCCACUCUCCCCGGCGCCCGCCUGCCACACCGCAUGCUCACCCUGCUGCUGCCCUCCGCUGCUGCAACAACAGGCCAUCAGUCCAAAGAGCCGCCGGGUGCAAGCACCACACGUGGGUCCAAGGGAACCGCAUCACCUCUCGAAUUCGAAAUCCUACUGCUUUCUGCUGUUGCUGCAAGGGACCAUCAGCAUGCACCUAAGGAACACCAGAGUGCAAGCAGCAUCAGCGCACACAGGCGCCUCAAAACCCGUCCCACCAUCACAGGGCUCUUCUCCCGUCCCACCAUCACAGGGCUCUUAUCCCGUCCCACCAUCACAGGGCUCUUAUCCCGUCCCACCAUCACAGGGCUCUUCUCCCUCUUCCAUCGACUCUCUCCGCUUGGCUGCAUCACUCCCACUCUGCGCCUCCCUCUCCCCACACACUUCUUCACAAACUCAAAUCAACAUUUCUCCAUCUCCCCACAGUCCUUCCCAGAUUCACUUCACCAUUUCCCCCUCUCUCUCCUAUGCCGCCCCUUCAAAUUUCCUUGCAUGCAGGGCCCUUCUCUUUCCUCCAUCGACCUCUCUCCUCUCGGCUCCAUCACCCCCACUCUCCUCCUCCUUCUCGGCCCCCACACUCCCCUCUGGCUCGCCUCCUCUCUCCGCGCACACUCCCUCACUUGCCUCCCCCUCCGUCUCGUCCUCCUCGCUCCCCACCCCUCCUCCUUCUCCCCUCUCCCUUCCCUCCUUGCCCCUCUCGGCCUCUGCGUAGAGCCUGCUAGCACGGAAGGGGGGGGUGGCAACCGUGUAACAGGGAAGGGAGUCAGUGCAAGCGAGUUUAGAGGUAACAGUGUAACGGGCUGUGCAAUUGAUGCGGGUUCACCUUCGCCCUGCCUUCUCACGCCUUGGGUCCUCAGGCCCAUUCCUGAUGGUGGCAUUGCUGCUGCCGCUGGUGGCAUUGCUGCUGCUGCUGCUACUGAUGCUGCUCGUUCUGCUUCUGCCCCACCUGCUUCUGCUACAGCUGCUACAGCUGCCACUGGUUCGAGUCACACGUCUCUUGAAGUCAUUCUCUUGACAGACCGCAUCCCACCCAGGCAACAACACGCCGAUACAGCCGGUUCAGCUGGUAUGGGAGAAGCAGCGAGCACAGCAGAGGAGAGGGGUGCAGAGAGGGGGGAGUGGUUGGCAUGGUUGGCAGGGGUGGGGGAGUCGGGUGCUGUUCUUGUAAGGCCUGAUGGGCACGUGGCAUGGCGCAUGAUGCACCCACCUGCUGCAGGUACUUUUGAGUCGACUCAAAAGUCAUCAGGGGUGGGGGAGUCGUGUGCUGUUCUUGUAAGUCCGGAUGGGCACGUGGCAUGGCGAAUGAUGCACCCACCUGCUGCUGAAACUGACAGUGGUGCUGAUGGGUUUGGCAGCAGUGGUAAUGGAACUGGCAGAGGUGCUGCUGGGAAUGGCAGUGGUGCUGCUGGGUUCAGGAGCGGUGCUUCCCAAUCUUGUGACACCCUUCUGUCACAUGGGUCAAUACCUGAUGCUGCUAAUGCCAUCGCACAAGCGUUGCGACGUGCAUUUGGAUGGGAUGCCAGUAGCUAA
Molecule: messenger RNA, 2529 nt
Organism: Closterium sp. NIES-65
Lineage: Eukaryota; Viridiplantae; Streptophyta; Zygnematophyceae; Desmidiales; Closteriaceae
Source: the annotation of a GenBank genome assembly